AAUAGUUGUAAGAGGGUGAAUACUGUGAUAAGUUACUUGGAGAUAAACAUGUGGUAGAAUAUUCAUUUUUCCAAAUCCGAGGGGAAUUUAUCAUUUAAAGUACAAUUGUGGAGGUAUUUGCUAACUGUUAUUUAUCAGUUGUAGUCUGAAGUUGAACGUUUAGAAUUGGAGCAAGUGAUGGAACCAAGAAACGAGAAUAAGAGCUCAAUUCUCCUACUCCACAAUGCUAUGAUCGUGACCAUGGAUUCUCAAAGCCGCGUUUACCAAGAUGGCGCAAUUGCUAUACAAAACAACUCAAUCAUAGCCGCCGGCAAAUCCGCCGAAAUUCUCCCCCAAUUUUCUUCUCUCUCUCCUCAAAUACUCGACCUCAGCGGACAAAUUCUCCUCCCAGGGUUCAUAAACACUCAUGUUCAUACGUCUCAGCAAUUAGGGAGAGGAAUAGCUGAUGAUGUGGAUUUGUUGACAUGGUUACAUGAUCGCAUUUGGCCUUACGAGUCCAACAUGACUGAGCAAGAUUCCUUCAUUUCCACUUUACUCUGCGGAAUCGAACUUAUUCACUCUGGUGUGACAUGCUUUGCAGAAGCAGGAGGGCAGCAUUUGUCUGGAAUGGCAAGUGCAGUUGAAGUAUUAGGCUUGCGUGCGUGUUUGACCGAGUCUAUUAUGGAUUGCGGUGAAGGUUUGCCAGCUUCAUGGGCCGCUAGGACUACUGAGGAGUGUAUUAAGUUGCAGGAGGAUCUGUUUAUGAAACACCACAAUACAGCAGAUGGGCGUAUCAAAGUAUGGCUUGGGAUAAGGCAAAUUAUGAAUUCAACUGAUCGGUUACUUGCUGAGACAAGAGACACAGCAAAAAAACUAGAAACGGGGAUUCACAUGCAUAUCGCAGAGAUACCCCUCGAAAACCAACUGAUUGUUGAAACUCGAGGAGUUGAUCAUGGAACUGUUACAUAUCUCGAGAAAAUCAAGUUCCUGCAGAACAAUUUGCUUGCAGCACAUACUGUUUGGGUCAACGAGGAAGAGGUUGAUUGUCUCUCAAAGGCUGGAGUGAAAGUAUCACAUUGUCCUGCUGCUGCAAUGAGAAUGCUUGGAUUUGCCCCCAUCAGGGAAAUGCUCAGUGCUGGUGUUUGUGUAUCCUUGGGUACAGAUGGUGCACCAUCAAACAAUAGAAUGAGCAUUGUUGAUGAGAUGUACCUGGCUUCUUUGGUAAACAAAGGUCGUGAAGUAUUUUCCAAGGGAACCACUGAUCCUACAGCUUUGCCUGCUGAAACAAUCCUCAGAAUGGCCACAAUAAAUGGUGCCAAGUCUGUACUUUGGGACAAGGAAAUAGGCUCCCUUGAGGUUGGGAAGAAGGCUGAUAUCGUUGUGGUCAAUCCUUCUUCCUGGUCCAUGAUGCCAAUUCAUGACUGCAUUUCCAGCCUUGUUUAUUGCAUGAGAACUGAGAAUAUCGUCUCUGUUAUGUGCAACGGCUGUUGGAUUAUGAAAGAUAAGAAAAUUAUAACCAUAGACGAGGAAAAAGUUCUAUCGAUGGCCAAGCAUGCCUCUGCAGAACUUUUAAAGAGAGCAGGCAUCCAGGUUCCAAGCAGAAUGAAUUUUCUGUAAUCGCCUCAUCUUGGAUGAACGGCCCUCAAGAUAAAUGUCAGUAUCUAUAUCUGUUGCGACUUCCUGUGUAAAGUUGUUGUAUAAAUAAGAAUUGCUUUGUAAUUGUGUUCUGCAACUUCUAGCUGAUUCCAAGGUCACUCUACUGCUUGUUAGUGCUGCAGUUGUGUCUGUAGAUGGUUGAAUGGUAGAUAAAUACGAAUACAAGGUUCGAACAGAAAAAAUGGUUGUGGUUAUUAACAAUUUAGCUCCGGCUCCCUUAAUAGUUAUGGCAAUAAUUAAUAAUGUUAAGUGUCACAUUGGUUGAGGAAUUUGUUG
Nicotiana attenuata is the source of this 1911-nucleotide messenger RNA. RefSeq names its product 5-methylthioadenosine/S-adenosylhomocysteine deaminase-like. The transcript is spliced from 10 exons. The record is from RefSeq and is a predicted model, not a curated record. NCBI's taxonomy places the organism in Eukaryota, Viridiplantae, Streptophyta, Magnoliopsida, Solanales, Solanaceae. Gene Ontology annotation, molecular function: hydrolase activity, acting on carbon-nitrogen (but not peptide) bonds. Bases 178 to 1596 code for a protein of 472 amino acids.